Chenopodium quinoa (quinoa) is the source of this 1101-nucleotide messenger RNA. RefSeq lists its product as uncharacterized. Lineage: Eukaryota; Viridiplantae; Streptophyta; Magnoliopsida; Caryophyllales; Amaranthaceae. The transcript has 2 exons. The record is from RefSeq and is a predicted model, not a curated record. Bases 142 to 495 code for a protein of 117 amino acids.
CCAAGAAAAGGCUAAGGGAAAGACAUACAACAAACUCAAUACCUAGAAUGCUAUGAAUGUGGUGAAGAAGAUCACCUUGUACGAGAUUGUCCUCAAAGAAAGAAGUCUAAGCCCUACAAAAAGGAAUUCAAGAAAAAGGCUAUGGUGGCAUCUUGGAGCGAUUCUGACUCAAGUGAUUCAGACGAUGAUGAUCAAGCCAACCUAUGUCUAAUGGCAGAAAAAGACACUUCUAAAGAGGAACAUCUUCAGGAGAGCUUGAAAAAGAAAGAUUAUAGAUGGAUUUUAGAUAGUGGAUGUUCUCGGCACAUGAGUGGAAAUUCUUCUUUAUUCUCUAAGGUUGAAACUAAUCUAUGUGGAACAAUAACCCUUGGAGACAAAAAGAAGUGCAAUAUCGUUGGCAUUGGCAAAAUUGGAGGUGAUGCAUUUAACUCCAUUGAUGAUGUCUAUCUAGUUGAUGGAUUGAAGUACAAUCUUUUAAGCAUCUCUCAACUGUGAGACAAAGGCAACGAGGUAAUAUUUGAUAGUGAAAAAUGUGAAGUGCGUGACAAAGGUGGUAAGAUCAUUCUAACUGCUCCUAGAAAUAAUGAUGUGUAUUCGUUUCAUUCUAAUCUUGUUGAAAGUUCUAGUCUGAAGUGUCUCAAGGCCCUGACUGAAAAUACAAGGCUUUGGAACAGAAGACUUGGACAUAUUAACAUGCAUACUAUGAAAAAGCUGUCUAUACAGAGUUUAGUGCGUGGCUUGCCUGAAUUAAAUUUCAAAGAAAAAGGGCUGUGCAAAGCAUGUGCUCGAGGUAAACAGGUUAAAGGUUCUUUUAAGACCAAAAAGGUUAUACGAGGAACCAGAAAUAGAUGAUGAAAGUGAUAAAGAAGCAGCAGAAGCUCCAGCAAUGCGCCCUACCCAGAACAUCCAAGAACCCAUUUAAACCACAGAAGAAUUAAAUCAAUCCUCUGUUUCUCCUCCUCAAAGCCCUGAAAGCUUAUCUCAAGACCUUGAACCUGAACCUGAAUCGAGCCAAAAUUCAUCUCAUGGUCUUGAAACAGUACUCCAAGAACCUCCUGCUACCCCCUUACUAAUGCGCAGAAAAUUCAAACAUGCCUCAUC